CGGCAAGCUGACGUGGCUCCUGGAUGCGGCGUCCGCCGGGGCCCUGAACACGGAGCGGUGGACGGAGGCUAAGGCGUUCCCCCGCAGCUCGUUCUAAGCUGAGAAUGUGAUUAGACGUUGCUGAUGUAUGCUUUCCAGGCGGCAGAGGAUGCUAGGAGGUGGGGGCGUAUAUCUUUAGUUUCGGGAACACUUAUACAGAUGGCACAGCCAGCGACUGGCUGCAGGCGUUAGUAUGGCCGGGAUGAUUGUAGGGGAUGGCUUGAUGCGUUUCCUUGGAGCCUAAAUGCAAUAAUGGCUGCAGGCUGUGUGGUGUAGGUUUGGGUCUGCGGCUGUGACACAGGACUGCGUGCUUUCAUGUGUCCCUGGACAUGGUUUUGUGGUUUGUGCAUGCUGGGCGGCCAAUGGUUUUAUGGUGGUUUGUGGUAUCGGGCAUGUUGCUCUGUUGCGUCGGAGCAUUUCGGGACAUUGUGUUUCCCCUGUUGAUGUCACAGGGCACCGCUACUGCACGGGUGCCCUUUGGGCUAGGAGAAGAAUGUUUCUCUGGAGUUUGUACUAAGACCUUUGUACGCCAUCUCGAAUGAUGGAAUGCGUCUCAACGCUAAAUGCAAGCAGGGGUUUACCUGCCCGGUUUCCUGUGCUGGGUGUGGUGGUAGUUAAGUGGUUGGAACGACUUGGCGAGGUGGCGGGUUAGCCAUUAGCUUGGCGCUGCAUUCUCGGACUGAAUGUCAUAUUGAUUGCUUGCUUGUAAUCAAUAAGCAUGAACAUUUGUUCAAGGAAGUAGUUUAUUGACACAACCCUCUCUCUUGGUGAACCGUGAGCGGCAUGGACCGAGUCGCGCUUAGGCUAAGAAUCCUUGCAACUUCUUUAGAGAAACAGGGACUGUCCCUCACCGACAGCAUAGGUGAAAUGCUUGCAAGGGGCGGAAUGGUGCAGCUGACGCCCUCUCGCGGCAUCCAUGUUUGUCGCCCCGUGCCGAAUGCUCUCGCAAGCCGGCACAGUCACGUCAGGAUCGCUAGCCGUUUGCUGUGCUCAUCCACAACAACGACCGCGUCAGCGUCAGUUCCAGGCAGCGCUGCUCCGGCGGCUGGUAUCGCGUCAAUUGCAGAGAAACAGCCAGCUACUCCGUUGGGCACUGUUGCAAACAAUUUCUCUUCACAAACGGUUAACAUCGAUAACAAAAAGAAGAGCAAUGAAAAGGUCUCGGCUGUCCCAACUUCCGAUCCCCAAGUGAAAGCCUCGACGCUUGACCUUUGGUAUGACUUCCUACGGGUCAUCCAUGCAAGCGGCGACUUUGAGAACACAUCAAAGUCUUGCGAACUCCUAAUCCAACAGCACGACGACGUGAAGGCCGCGCUGCUCACCUUCUCCCGCCGCCGCCCCGACAUCCUCUUCUCGCUGCCCUCCCUGGAGGUCGCCGCGCUGGCAGAAGCCGAGCUGCUGCCCCGAGACCGGCCGGACCGCAAACUCCGUAACGCGGACCGCCGCCUCAAAGACACCUUUGUAACCGGACGCGCCGCAGGAGGAGCAGCAGCAGGAGCAGCAGCAGGGGGCGAGGGUGGUGCUGCAGGGGGGCAGCAUGCGUCGCUGCAGGACUUCAUGCGAGUAGUGUGGGACUGGGCGGCGGCGCCGCAGACGACUGUGGACUCGGCGGCGCCAGCCCUCACCCCUGUUCUCCGCCACCUAUUGUCCUGUCUGCGCUCGCUGGCUGCUGCCGAGCCCGACCCCGCGGCGCAGCAGCGGGCCGCCGCAAUGCCGCUGGCCACCCCUAGCGCCGCAGAGCUAGCGGAGCGGGCGGCGGGGCACCUGUCGGCGGAGGAGCGGCGGAAGGCACGAGACUCGGCGUAUGCGGAGCGAAGGCACCAGCUGCGGUUGCGCGCUGCCUCGGAGGGCGGUGCGGUGCUGGAGGCGGGUGACUGGUUUUGCUCCAACUGCGGGGGGACCAACUGGCGGGACCGCAAGCGCUGCUUCCGAUGCGCCGCCCCUGCUGACAUCAGCGCCAACUCCAUCGUCUCGCCGCAAGACAUCGCGCAACUGUACGGCGAUAAGCCAC
This is a messenger RNA of Astrephomene gubernaculifera, 2050 nucleotides long. Lineage: Eukaryota; Viridiplantae; Chlorophyta; Chlorophyceae; Chlamydomonadales; Astrephomenaceae. The record is from the annotation of a GenBank genome assembly.